Molecule: messenger RNA, 1397 nt
Organism: Galleria mellonella (greater wax moth)
Lineage: Eukaryota; Metazoa; Arthropoda; Insecta; Lepidoptera; Pyralidae
Product: calcium-binding and coiled-coil domain-containing protein 1-like
Exons: 1
Coding region: 185-865 (226 amino acids)
Source: RefSeq, a predicted model, not a curated record
ACUACUACUACUGUCAGUUGGAGUACUCCUAAUCUGCAGUGUCAAUCAAACUAAUGUCUAAUUUAUUUACUACCUAGAAAUUAAGAAGUCUUUUUCCGUGUUUUCAAUUUAAUUAAUGAAUUAAAUAGUUAGUGUUCUAUAUUUGUUUAAACGACUAUUAUAAUAUCAUAAUCUAUAAUAAGAUAUGGGUAUAGAAAACAUGCGUCGCUGGCCUAUGUAUAUUGUCUUCGCUUUAUGCAUCUUACUUUUACUUUCACUAUUCAAUAGUUGGAGCAUGGAAGCUGAAUUACGAGUUAGAAUUGCUGAAAUUAGCACACAACUACAGGAAUGCUCAAAACAGCAGACAUCGUGUAUGGAGGAGUCUUUGACUCUAAUGGAACAGAGAGAUGGGUAUGUUAGUAAAGUCAAUGAUCUGGACAAACAAAAGGUAAAAUUGUCUGACGACGUAGCUGAAUACAAGAGUAAAAUAGCUAAAUCAGAAACAAAAGUCAAUCGUACACGUGUUGAUUUGGAAUUUUGCAAAACUGAAUUACAGUCUCUGCAAAAUUUGCAAGUAAGUAAAUCUGCUACGUUAGAGACUUUGAGACUUGAAAAAGACACACUAACAGCCCAACUGACUGAUAGGAAGCAGAAAAUUGAAGAUUUGGAAAAAGAGAUUGAAAGGUUGAAAUCUGCAUUGACAACUAAAAGUGCACCAGCAGUUCCUUCCAAGGUAACACCAGCUGCUCAGCCUCCUAAACUAAGCCCUGCACUGAAUGUUCAUAAUCCCCUUAAUGAGCCUGUCAUUGAAGAUAAUGCAGCUAAAGAAGACCUUGAAGACACAAAUGCUGUUAAUGAAGCUCCAGAUUUUGACCAACAAUUCUAAUAGACUAUGUGGUCUAGGUAAGCCAUAUGAUAGACUGAAUGUCUUGAGGUUAUAAAUCAUAUUUUGUUUAUUCAUUUUUUUACAAAAUGCACUAGAUAUUAAAAUAAUAUUAGGAAUAUGCAUAUGGAUUAUACAUAAUAUGAUAUACAUAUAGACUACAUUGCUGAAUCAUGAUCUCCCCUCAAUUUGUCGAGACAGGAAAUUGUAUAAAUAAUGUUUAUUUUACCAAUUUACUAUUGAUACUCAUAUGAAAUUGGUUUUUUAGUUAAAUUAGUGAUAUGUUAUUAGACAAAGUGUGUUGUAUUAUUGUUUUAUUGUAUAUGUUUAUUAUUAGUGACACAAUUAACAUGCAAACAGGAAUACUUGCUAGUUUGAAUUUAUAGGGAAAAUAUAAAUUAUUGAUAAUUUUUUAGUUGAAAGGGCUGUAAUAAAAAUGUAGAACACACCGUUCAUAGUGUUUUCAUAAUGUAAUGAGAAAAUAUGUAUAUAUGUAUAUCUGAAACAAAUAAUUUACAAUAUAUAUAUAUAUAUA